AACGUCAGAAGCCUUGAUGCAUGUAGUGUGUGUUUACUGCAGCUGGAGUGGGCCACAGACCAGAGAAUAGUGACAAAGAAACUACCUCACUGGAAAUGCCCUCAUUACCAGCUUCUGAUGGGUUUCAAAAUCCAGUCCAGUCUUCAGGACUAAGUUCUAAGACCUGUAAUCCCACAAAUCAAUUACUUGAUCGAUCUGUCUUUGCCCCUGCUUCAACUUGCUUAUCCAAAUGUAGCCUCACAGAGCCCAUUGAUCCUAGAGCCGUCAAGUCAAUUGAGUCUGCAACUGAAUGCUGGAUCACCCCAGAAGAAGAUCAUCCUCUUGUGUUACAGCAUCUUUCCAAUAACUCUUCCUUGGCAAAUAAUGACCGCUCUCUCCAGACAGAAGAGGUGAAUUCUUGCAGUCCAGCUUGCCUUUCACAGAAGACACUUGAAGAAACAUUUCUUGCUGACAGUCUAAUGGAAUGUAAUACUAUAGAACAGGGCUGUGGUGAGGAACCUCUUUUGAAAAUGACAAAAGAAAAUAGUUUGACUGACAGCACUACUAAGCUUGGGCAAAUAAAAGGUGCAUCUCUGCCUUCAGAACUAAAGGAACCAAAACUGAAGAAUGAGCUUGCCAUAAACCAUCAGAUGUGCAAAGAGCCAGAGAAGUUUGAGCAUUUGGAGAAACAAACUGAUAAGACUGACCCAGAACAUCCAGGCAACAUUGGUGGCGUUGAGAAACCUGUUAUGGAAGAAGAGGGCCGUACAGCCAGUCAGCCAGAAAGUCUUCCUGCAGAAAUGAGAGAAGGUAGACUGGAGAAAGCUGAUCUUUCCUGUGUGAAAGGACAUAUCCAAACAUCCUGUAGUUGUGUGCAUAUGGAAUUGGAUACAGCUGAGCAUUCUGUAGCUGAAGUGCAUAUCUCAGCAAGCAAGCAGAAGUGGCAAGCCAAAAAUGGAAGGGCAUCUGACCUGAACUCAGAUGCCUCUUCUGUGGAAGUGGAGUCACUGAAGUCUGCAACUUCCCCGAGUGAUGCAGUUUCCACCUCUGAUGUGUUGCAGUCUAAAAGCACCAGUGAAAUCCCCACAAAGUGUAAUGAGUUGUCCAAUUUAACAGCUGAACACAGUUCUUCCCCCUCCAUCAUUCAUCAACAGGACACAGAUCUGGGUAGACAUUUAGAAGAGCCAUGUUUCUCUCUAGCAUCAGCCUUGAAAGAGCUUCACAAACUCUUGAUCAGUUGUAAAGGAGAAUGUAAACUUCUUACAUCUGAAGUCUCUCAGCUGGAAAUGGUUCACAAAGAGCAAAUACAACAGAAGGGGUUUUCUGAAGAUGAAUGGAAAGUGUCAGAUCCAGAUGGCCAACAACAGAGUAGUUCCUCCUUUAAUGUGAGAUAUGAAGGUGGAAAAGCAGAGGGGAGCAAGCCUUACGAUUCUGGCAUAGAAAACUUUAAUCUUGGGUCUGUCACUCACAUGGAAUCUCCUGGAGAAGAUGCUUUAGAAAUUCCAAAGUUUUCAGGUAAGAGUGAUUUGAUUGCAGGGACAUCUGACCAACAAGAGAGCUCUGAGCAGGCAAAGGUUUUGCCAGAAUGGUUCCAAAGUCCGACUUUGAAACAGAACACUGUUUCCUCUAAGCCUGCUUUGGAUGAAGAUACAUCUCAAGAUACUCAGGCAUCACUCACAAGAGCACCUGAGAGAAGCAGCAGUUCUGCUCCUGACAGCCCAGCAUCAUUGGGUGGGUGUGAGGAACCACUGCCUAGCUCACCUACUGAGUCCACUGAACUUCCCUUGGUUGCUUCACCACCUGCUUUCCCUGCAGCUGAUAUUGAUCGAAUCCUUAGUGCUGGCUUUACCACGCAAGAAGCUCUGGAGGCUUUGGAACAAGCAGAUGGGAAUGCAGAUCUUGCUCUUCUCAUUUUGCUAGCCAAGAGUAUUGUUGUUCCUACAUAACUGUGGAAGAGGGGGUCUUUUAAAAGUAAUAUCUAAAUUACACGUAAUGUGCAAGCAGAAUGUUGAGCCAGAGUUUUUAAUUAUUUGCAGCCAAAGUAACUUGUCUCUUCUGUUUCGCUUGUUAGAUUUGGCCUUUUGAAAGAA
This is a messenger RNA of Phasianus colchicus (ring-necked pheasant), 2069 nucleotides long. Lineage: Eukaryota; Metazoa; Chordata; Aves; Galliformes; Phasianidae. The record is from RefSeq and is a predicted model, not a curated record.